GACCUCCCAAAGUGCUGGGAUUACAGGCGUGAGGCACCGUACCUGGCCAGCAAAACAUCUUUAAGAGAUAGGGUGAGAGAGUCUGGAUCCCCCAGGGGGAAUUGGGGUACGACAGUGUGCCCCAUAGAGAUUGCAUUGCUUGGUUCCCCAGAGGGCUUUUGUGUCUCUACAUUCCAUGGGGACAAUGUGGAAGGCUUUGGUCUGUAUUCUUGCUGUGAAGGGGAGUUCUGUGCAGUCUCAAUUCACUCACGUGGUAGGGAGGUGAGGUCAGAAUGGGGUCGGGAAGGAGAUCAUCCCAGUCAGGCAAUGAGUGGGAAUGUGGGGCUGAGGUCUGCUGCAGGGGAGAGCCCAGCUAGGGGAUGGCUGGGCUGGAAUAUGUGUUGGUGGUGGUGGGAGCUACAGAGUGUGGGGAAAGAGCCAUCCGGUGGGGCUGCCAAGGGUCGUGAUUUGCCCAUGUCUGGUAUGGGAGGUAGUGAUGGAGAUUUGUCUUUGGGAAGCCCGGCAUGGAGAGUUUUCAGCUCCGGCCCUGGGUGAGAGCUGUGAAAUCUGUGAGGAGAGCCAUUUGGAGGGUGGAGCCAGGGGCGAUGAUGUAACCCUGGAAAGGAAAGGGGUCAUCCUAGUGAAUGAUGAGAGGGAGAGAGCUGGGGGCUGACACACUGAGUGUGAGUGUGCCGGCGCUAUGACGUCAUGGGGCUCGAGAACUGGGUCAGGUGUGUCGGCCAGGAUGAGGCCUUGGGACAGCCGCACAGCGCUCGCAGGGAUGGGGUGGUGACGUCACGGGUUGGCGAGGGCGGGGCCUCGAAGGCACCGCUGGGCUGCGUGAGGUCAGGAAGGCGGCAGAGGCUGAGAAGAGCUGGGAGAGGCUCGGGACUGGAAUGAAAUCGGCCACCAGGAUGAGCCACUGGUCACGAAGCAAGGAUGGAGGAUGCAGCAACGUUGGCCAUGGACCAACCGGCUGGCCUGCAGGUGGACUACGUCUUCCGGGGUGUGGAGCAUGCCGUGCGGGUGGUGGUUUCCGGGCAGGUGCUGGAGCUGGAGGUGGAGGACCGGAUGACAGCUGACCAGUGGCGGGGCGAGUUCGAUGCCGGCUUCAUUGAAGAUUUGACUCACAAGACAGGGAACUUCAAACAGUUCAACAUCUUCUGUCAUAUGCUGGAGUCAGCCCUCACUCAGAGCAGUGAGUCAGUCACUCUGGACCUGCUGACCUACACAGACCUGGAGUCCCUGCGGAACCGCAAGAUGGGGGGCCGCCCGGGCCCUCUGGCCCCCAGAUCGGCCCAGCUCAACUCCAAGCGCUACCUGAUCCUCAUCUACUCCGUGGAGUUUGACAGGAUUCACUACCCGCUGCCCCUCCCGUACCAGGGCAAGCCAGACCCCGUGGUUCUGCAGGGCAUCAUCCGCUCACUGAAGGAGGAACUGGGCCGCCUGCAAAGGCUGGGCGGCCAGGACACUCGGGAGACCCGGGAGACCGAGAUCUGGCACCUGCGGGAGCAGGUGUCGCGCCUGGCGUCCGAGAAGCGGGAGCUGGAGGUGCAGCUGGGCCGAUCGCGCGAAGAAGCGGUGGCUGGGCGCGUGGCCCGCCAGGAGGCCGAGGCACUGCGUGGGUUGGUGCGUGGGCUGGAGCUGGAGCUGCGGCAGGAGCGCGGCCUUGGGCACAGGGUGGCCGGCCGCCGAGGCCAGGACUGCCGCCGCCUGGCCAAGGAGCUCGAGGAGGCGAAGGCAUCGGAGCGGAGCCUGCGCGCCCGGCUGAAGACACUGACCAGCGAGCUGGCCUUGUAUAAGAGGGGGAGGCGGACUCCGCCGGUGCAGCCGCCCCCGGCGCGGGAGGACCGGGCCUUGUCGUCCCGGGAGCGCUCCACGUCGCGAGGCCGCGGCGCUGCGCGCUCCUCAUCCCGGGAGAGCGGCCGCGGGAGCCGGGGUCGGGGCCGACCCGCGCGCCCCUCGCCCUCGCCCACAGGUGGUCGCGCGCUCCGCUUCGACCCCACGGCCUUUGUGAAAGCCAAGGAAAGGAAGCAAAGAGAGAUCAAGAUGAAGCAGCAGCAGCGGAACCGAUUAGGCAGUGGAGGAAGCGGGGAUGGUCCGUCCGUCUCCUGGCCUCGCCAGACCCGGCCCUCUGCUGCCGUGACUGGACGAGGGGACGCCCCUAACCUCUCGCGGAACCGUAGCUCCUCAGUGGACAGUUUCCGCAGCCGCUGCUCGUCAGUCAGUUCCUGCAGCGAUUUGGAGGAUUUUUCUGAGUCGCUUUCCAGAGGGGGUCCCCGCCGCCGUGGCAAGCCUCCCAGCCCAACGACCUGGAGUGGGUCCAAUACGAAGUCUACCCCUGUGGAACACAGCCACCAUGAGAAACGUCUGGCCAAUUCCGGGGGCUGGGUCCCCAUCAAAGGGCUGCCCUCUGAGGCAGGGACUGUUACCAUCCUCGUCUUAAGCGGAGAGAGCUGAGACUCAGCGACAUGAUUUGUACAAGCUCCUCAGAGCCCCCUUCGUCUCAGAACUCUGCCCUCGCCCCAGCCUGCUUCCUGCCCUUGGGGUCCACUGGGGUGACAGGAUCAGAGACAAAGUCGGUGUCACAACCGGAUACCGACCCUGGAGCCCCAGCACCUGGUUUCCAAGCCUGGCAAAAUCCUUAAGGCUGAUUGAUUCAGCACAUCUGAUUAAACGCAUCUGACUUGGCACAGGGGAAUGACCUAGAACAUCAGUGUCUUGGAGCUGUAGUAUGUGCCAGCUCAGCCCUGGUGCUCACAGCUUCCUUAAUGAUGCACAGACUGUCGGAACUUCCGAAUCAUGAGUCCUGAAUCUACCGCUUAGGAAGCCAGCUC
Molecule: messenger RNA, 2816 nt
Organism: Saimiri boliviensis boliviensis (Bolivian squirrel monkey)
Lineage: Eukaryota; Metazoa; Chordata; Mammalia; Primates; Cebidae
Gene: CCDC61
Product: coiled-coil domain containing 61
Cellular component (GO): ciliary basal body
Source: RefSeq, a predicted model, not a curated record